This is a messenger RNA of Stegostoma tigrinum, 4185 nucleotides long. Its product is annotated as claudin-4-like. The record is from RefSeq and is a predicted model, not a curated record. Gene Ontology annotation, molecular function: structural molecule activity. Gene Ontology annotation, cellular component: bicellular tight junction; plasma membrane. Bases 372 to 1022 code for a protein of 216 amino acids. NCBI's taxonomy places the organism in Eukaryota, Metazoa, Chordata, Chondrichthyes, Orectolobiformes, Stegostomatidae. The transcript has a single exon. Gene Ontology annotation, biological process: bicellular tight junction assembly; cell adhesion.
CAGCAAUACCACCUAAGGUGGCGAGCAACAUAUUUUUUUUGUCCUGGGGACUGCAACCUGACCUUGCGUUCCAAAUCUGUUAACAGCAGACAGUAAAUGCGAACUACCGAUGGAUUGGAUUUCCUGAAAGCAAGGAGUUUGAAAGGUGCUCAAUGAUCCGUUAGCACUAACUCUUACACCUGAGAGCUACCGCUGACUCCGCCUCGGCUUCCAGCCCUUUUAGUGCGGCUCAUUGGUGCUCUCGGUCACAUUGUGUGAGCCUAGUCCAAUGGGAAAGCUGUUCAUUCUGCAACAAGUGCACUAGAGACCGUCGAAAGGUGCAGUUAUUGAGCAUCGCAGCUUGUCGGAAGCUUGUUCUUCGAACGGUUUAAAUGGCGAAUGCUGGUCUUGAAAUCGUAGGGGUCGCCUUGGGAGUGUUAGGAUGGCUGGGGGCCAUCAUAACCUGCGCAUUGCCCAUGUGGAGAGUGACCGCUUUCAUUGGGAACAACAUCGUGGUGGCGCAGAUCAUUUGGGAAGGUCUUUGGAUGAACUGUAUAGUUCAGAGCACCGGCCAGAUGCAGUGUAAAGUGUACGACUCGCUGCUGGCCCUCUCGCAAGAUCUCCAGGCUUCCAGAGCUCUGACCGUCAUUGCCAUUGUGGUGGGAGUCCUGGGUAUUCUGAUCUCCAUCGUGGGAGCCAAGUGUACCAACUGCGUGGAAGACGAGGCGACCAAAGCCAAGAUUAUGAUAGUGGCUGGAAUCAUCUUCAUCCUAUCUGGACUGAUGAUCCUGAUCCCAGUGUCCUGGUCUGCAAACACCAUCAUUAGGGAUUUCUACAACCCGCUGGUGACGGACGCCCAGAGGAGGGAGCUUGGAGCCUCCUUGUACAUCGGUUGGGGAACCUCGGGUCUGCUGAUCCUCGGAGGGGCCCUGCUCUGCUGCUCCUGCCCUCCCAAAGAUGAGAAGUACGUGCCUUCAAGAAUGGCCUACUCUGCCGCCAGGUCCACAGGUCCCACUGGGUACGAUAGAAAGGAUUAUGUGUGAGAGGGCACCAGGUAGCAAAGCUCGCCCUCAGGGGACUCGGCGGCAUUCCUGAACCCUUAAAGUGUGAUCGCUUUAGGGUGAAUCCUGUCUCAGAUGUUAUUAUCAAUUUUUUUAAAGAAACAAAAAGUUCAGAUAGUGCUUUCUUUCCAUUUCAAUUACUGUUAAACCCAAGCAGUGAUGUCGUAGAUGUGUGUGUAUGUCUUUGUAUAUAUUGGUCUGGUCCAUUUCACCAGUUGGUAGAAUAGAGUUUGAUUGUGACUCGUGUAUUUGUGUCUCAAUAAUUCUUGGGGGUGGGGGUCUCUCUGUCUUUUUUGGGACUUCGCACCGCCUCUGGUCUCCUGAAUCCGGGACCGUGUCACGAUGUCGUGUGUGUGUCUCUGUGAUUGACAAUGGGCGGCACCAAUUAAACGUUACAUUGCUGGAAACACACAGCUUCGAUAGGUCAACAUGAGAAAAGGGCAAGAAUUUGGGGAAGGUUACCGCUGUAACGCUCUGCUGUGUAUUAGCAGAACGUGUGGUUUUUCUUUAUCAAUAAGUGACAGGCAGAAAGGAUGGGGGAGGGUUGUCCUGAGGGGCCAAGGCGAGGCAGGAGUCAUCCAGUACAAAUAUAUUGACGGUUGUAAAGUGCAUGUUAAACAAUAACCCUUACAAAAACAUACUCUUUUAAUGGCGAUAUCAUGGGAAAGUCGGUGAGCUGGGAUUUGUUGAGGUGGGAUAAAGAGCUCGGGUUUAUAAACGCUGCAGACGCACCAAGUGGUUGAAAUGUUUUGAGUUGCCUCAGACUGGGACCUGGCUCCAGAGAAUCCAAUUAACAUUCUGUUGCCUGAUAUUAUAUCAAAUACAUGAGUAAGCAUGUUUCAACACUUUAGCAAGAUGCCUUUUAAGAAAUAGUUAGAUCUGAAGGUACCAAUAACCUCCAACCACCCAGCCAGCUACUCCACCCAGUCAGCACUUCUCCCUGUCUCAUUAUCUACAUUCCAGGGAAAUGAGUCCAGAUUCAGAAACUGAAAGUCAGCUCCUAGUUGUUUACUCAGGAUUGAAAUCAGACUGUGAGCUGUCCCACCAACUCCCACCCCCUCCAGUUUUUUGUCUUCUUUCUCCUUUAAUGAUCUCAUGUCUUGCCUUUUGUCUUUCCCAGCUUGACUUUCCUUCUCAGUUCCCCUUUGUGUUUGCCUUUCAGUUGCUUUCCCUAUUUUUCUCCCUCCAGCUAUUCAUGCAGUCUCUUUGUCUUGCCUUAUCAAUGAUCUUUCUUUCCCUCUGUCUCUCAACUGUUUUGCAUAUUACAUAGAAUUUACAGCAUGUCCAAGCCAUUCAGCAGCACUAUUGCCAUUGCUUGUGUUCCAACCUUGGUUUGUCCAAUCCUAUCAACAUACCUUGUAUAUUUUUCUCCCUCAUGGACUCAUUUUGUUGUUUUCCACUAUAUUUCUCCCUCUCUACCCAUGUCUAUUUCGCCUUUCUCUCUUAUGACAUGAGAAUUUGGAGGUGAAGCUAUUUAGUUGCCACUACUGAUUUUUUGUUGUGUCAGUAUUAGUUAUGAGUACAAGGUUCUAACAAAGUAGGCUUCUUGAGGUGCUGCAAUGCAUUCUGUGGGUAGCACAUACAGAAACUACAGUGCAUUGGUGAUCAAAGCAGGGGUAAAGAUUUCAGUAGUCAAUCAAGUAAUCUCUAAAUUAAUUUUUCUUCCAACCAUCAUUUCCAAUCAUGCAAUGUUGCACCAGGAGUAACAAAGUUUCCCACUCCCACCCUCUGACACUGGAUAGUGCGGAUGAUGUUUCUAUAAAGAUUCGCACAGGUUCCCUGUUAGAAUCUGUGAUUCAGGAGAUGUUCAGGAGAUCUUUCAAUCAUCCCCAUGAAUUCCCUGUGUGGAAGCAAACCAUUUGGCCUAUUAGGUCCACACCAAGCCUCUGAAGAGCGUCCCAUCCAGAUGCACCUCCUACCCUCUCCCUGCAUUUUCCAUGGCUAAUUCAUGUAACCUGCAUAUCCCUAGGCACUUUGGGCAAUUUAAAAUGGCCAAUCCACCUAAUCCAAACGUUUUUGGACUAUGGGAGGAAAGCCACAUAGACGCAGCAUGAUGUGCAAACUCCACACAGACAGUCACCCGAGGUUGGAAUCAAACCUGGGUCCCUGAUGCUGUGAGGCAGCACUGCUAACCACUAUGCCAUCGUGCCAUCCUAACUGAUUACUUGAAUGGACAAACCUCAGAUUCACUCACUUCUUCCAGCUAGAAUGCUAUUUGCAAACAGCACCAUCCCUCUUGGGAUGACACUAUUAAAGAAAUAAUAUAACAUAACCCAUUAUGACCUAUGUUUGGUCCUAGUUUAACUGAAGUUUCAGAUAUCACUCAAACCUACCUAGUCAGAAAAUUAUGAUUUUUACCUUCAUUUCAUGAAGUUUAGUGCACUUUUUCCCAAAACAUAACUUUUAUUAAGAAAAGUACACUGUCAAACAUUUUGAAUCUAAUCUCACCAUGCAAUCAAAUCCCAUGUUUCUCCAUUCAUUGUUUUCGAUUCUGAGGUGCUUCUGUAAAAUGGAAACGUUAAGAAUUUUUAAAAUAUUCAUUAUCUCAAGCAUAUAACCAGAUGACAAAGCAUCUUAAGUGAAAUAUUACAGAAAGUGCACUGGAAUUUAACUUUUCUCUAUACAGCGUGUUCCACUGUGAGAUGCCUGAAUAAUCCACAGGCUUGAGCACACAAUAUUUUCGAACAAGCUGAUGGAGGUUUAAAAUGUCAGUGGUGUUGUCCUUCAAAUGACAUUACAUUGUGGCCUUGUCUGCCCUCUAAAAGAUCCAAUGGUGCUAGUCACAAAAAAACAAUAGUAACUGGGUGUCAUAGACAGUAUUUAUCCCUCCACCAACAAAACUAAAGCAAUGAUCUUGUCAUUAGCUCUGCUUAUUAUGGAACCUUGCCUAGUGCAUGUUGGCUGCUGUGUUUCCCAUCGUACUCUUCAUGUCACGACUACAUCAUUGCUGUAAUGUGUUUUGAGACAUUGUGAAAGAAGCUUUAUAAAUGUAAGUUCUCACUUUUAUCCUUAUUGGGCUUCACCCAGUGUGAUGGCCAUUGAUAUCAGAAACAUUUUCCUAUAUUUUCCUGUGUUGUGUUUGACUUUGACUGUUUGCAGUUGUUUUUAAUGACCCAAUUCUAUAAAUAAUAAAAGCACAAGCACA